Fusarium pseudograminearum CS3096 is the source of this 813-nucleotide messenger RNA. RefSeq lists its product as uncharacterized. The record is from RefSeq and is a predicted model, not a curated record. The transcript has a single exon. NCBI's taxonomy places the organism in Eukaryota, Fungi, Ascomycota, Sordariomycetes, Hypocreales, Nectriaceae. Bases 1 to 813 code for a protein of 270 amino acids.
AUGAAACACAACAAGAACGUCAGAUUACUCGCCGUCCUUACAGACGCAGAAUCAGACGAAAAGAGCGAAUACCGCUUUCUCGUCGAUGACACCCACGUAAGAUACGUCACUUUGGACGGCGGUCUUGUCCCCCCAGAAGACCGCGCAUAUGAACCCAUCCUCCUCCCUCAACUCCCCGUCUUUCCCCCAGGAGACUGGAACGAGGGCCGCGUCGGGAAAGACGGUCACACAGGAAAGCCUUUCUUCUGCGAGACUAGGAGGAGCAGUCUCCCGGGCAUCGGGAAUGUUUGGCACGACACCAUGAUAAAUCACCUUGAGCUCAAACAGCUUGACCGCGUCCGCCAGACCGUCUUUCGCGUGACGCAUCCCAGCUUCAAGAAACCUGUCUUAGCAAAGUUUGCCCAGUUCCCCUGGGAGAUACCCUACUUCGCUGCCGAGACAACUUCGUACGAGUGGAUCCACGGCCGGGGAAUCGGCCCCGUGUUUCUCGGACACAUUCACGAGAACGGGAGAGUAAUCGGUUUCCUGGUUGAGGAGGUCCGCGGUGCGAGGACCGCUGAGCCCGAAGACCUAGCUGCGUGCCAGCACAGCCUGCGCAAACUACACGAGCUGGGAAUCUUGCAUGGGGACAUCAACAAGCACAACUUCCUCAUCGGGGCGGACGGGGAAGCUGUCCUGGUAGACUUUGAGACGGCACACAAGUGCUCGGAUCCGGAACUGCUGGACGAAGAGUAUAGGCAUAUUAAAGACAGAUUAGAGGAUACUUCAGGGCGCGGAGGGGCAGGGAUGGCAAGUGAUUCAAGUUCAGAUUGA